AUGUCAGAAAUCAUAGUAAUGAUAAGAUCAGAAAUAGGAAUGAGCAGAGUUUCUAUUCUCUCUAAUUAAUCAUUUUAAGAAUUUGUAAACAAGGUUGGUUAAAUUAUCAAUAAACCUCCUGAAGCAUUGAUAUUAAGUUUAGAGGGAGUCAAUAUUUCUUCAAAAAUAUCUCCAAAUUAGUAAAUUAAAAUGAUCCCCAAUUUUCAGAAUGGGAUUUUCAUUCAAGUCAAUGUAGACUAAAAAAAAGGUUACAAAAAACCAUAAUAGAUUUAAACUCCAGAACAACCAAAAGUGUAUAUGGCAAAUGGAUAAUUAGCCAAUGAUUAAUAGAUAUAAUAAGUUAAUCAUAAGAUCCAUGAAAAUAAAGACCAUGCAUUAAGUUAAUUUUGCCAGCAUGGCCCUUAAGCAAAAUGCAUUAAUUGUUUAUCUUCAACAUCAACCAAAGUAGAAUAAAAGGAGAAAACAGAAGUUAACAAAUGUAAACAUGGAGAAGGUGGCCGUUGUUUAAAUUGUGCUCCUUAUGAACAAGAAAAGCAGAAUACAAAAACAGUCAACAAAAUCCUUUGUCAACAUGGGCCAAAUGGAAAAUGUCCUCACUGUAUUGAUGAGGGAUAAAUAGAAGCAAAACACGUUUCAUUUGAUUAAUUUUUGCAUGAUAUGAAAUUCAAGUGUCGUGGAUAGCAUCCAGAUAAUGGAAGAUGCAACAAUUGUCUUCCUCCAACUAUGAUAUCAUACAAAUUAAAGAAAGAUUGCAAAAAUCAUGCUCCAUAUCCUAAGGCUAUGUGCAAUAAUUGUCUUCCCCCCUCAAUCUUACUGAAAAGAUAAGUUUACAGACAUGUAGAUUAUGUGGAAUUCUUGAACAUACCUGAAAUGUCGAAUUUAGUGUAAUAUUGGACAAGUAAAGGUAAGACAGAAUAAAGAAUGGGAUUCUUGUAUGGAUAUUACGCUGCAGACCCUAAUUAUCAGAAUGGUGUUAGAGCUAUCGUUGAAGCCAUAUAUGAACCUCCUCAAAAAGGAACAUUUGGUCAUGUUGAUUUAUUAUAAGAUCCUGCUUAAAGUCAUGCUGAUGAAAUAGCAACUAGUUUGGGAAUGGAGAAGAUAGGCUGGAUUUUUACAAAUGUGAAUCAUGACUGUUUUUUAUCAAGUGAAGAAUUGAGAUAGGCAGCAUAAUACUAAUAAAUUUAUUCUAUUAAACACCCAGAAGGUUGUUUAGUAAGCAAGUUCUUAACUGUUGUGCUAAGAACUAAGAAAGAUAGCCCUGAUGAAGUGGUACCAGAGGUUUAUAUGGUGUCUGAUUAGGGAUAACAAUUAGAGAAUGAUGGAAUAUUUUAGAAUUCAGGAAGAAGGAAGGUAUUAUAAGUUAGAGAUGCAAAAAAUGAAUUAGAUGUCUUACCAUCUUUUGUGUACAAUGGAAAGUCAGUCAAAGAAUUUGAGCCAGACUUCUUUAUAGUGAAUGUUGCUCAUGGAUAUAACCCGAAUUCAAAUUAUAGUAUACUAAAGUUGUAUGAUUUCCCAGUUGAGAAUAGAUCUGCAGUUGCUAAAUAGCAGGAUCUAAAGACCUUCUUACACAAACACUAAAAGAAACCGAGUCAUAAUAGAUUUGCAGAUUUCCAUUUGUUGUUAUAUUUGAGCAAAUUGAUUGACAUCCAUAGUGUGGUUAAUAUAGCCUAGUUUAUAGGCAGCGAAUGUGAGGUGCCAAACGAAUUACUUGAUAUUGUGAAAAUGUAUGCAACAGGUGUUUGA
Molecule: messenger RNA, 1743 nt
Organism: Paramecium tetraurelia
Lineage: Eukaryota; Ciliophora; Oligohymenophorea; Peniculida; Parameciidae
Exons: 7
Biological process (GO): ubiquitin-dependent protein catabolic process
Cellular component (GO): nucleus
Molecular function (GO): ubiquitin protein ligase binding; ubiquitin binding
Source: RefSeq, a predicted model, not a curated record